Molecule: messenger RNA, 1440 nt
Organism: Protopolystoma xenopodis
Lineage: Eukaryota; Metazoa; Platyhelminthes; Monogenea; Polystomatidea; Polystomatidae
Source: the annotation of a GenBank genome assembly
AUGACUUUUCCCUUCUGUCUCGAAACUCUCAAUGAGGGCAAAUUUUUUAUCUCACUCUGCUGCUUCGUUUGGAUAGCACUUCUAUCACUAUGGGCAGAUGGGCUACUUGAUAUCUCCAUUUGGGUUGCCUUUUCCCCUCUUUGGCUCUGGAAAUUAGUUACGUUCUUUGGAUUCCUGGUGGGUUUUAUGGUCUGGACUAUAAACUCUAGGAGUGUUGUUCCUGGACCAACAGCCGAGGCCUCUAUAACGCUUUGGGACACCUCUGGCAUUCAUCACAUUCAUGCUAUGGCGGUAUCCAUGCUUUUUCAGCUGCUUGUUGGCCUAUCUGAAUUACUUAUAUGCCUAAGGGUCAGUGGUAUGCAAAAAGAUAUUUCUUUUUUUGUCGUCCUUUCGCCACUUGUUCUUGUCGGCAUAAGCGGCUUGGCUGCUUAUAUAUUUGUUUUUGGCAAGCGAAGACGUCGCUUAACUAACCUAAUAUCGAGACAUAGCCUUAUAAACCGUGGUGCAGCGCACACUAAUGCUGUCAGUGAGGCAAUAACCUUUGAUUUGGCGACUGGGUUAACAGGUGUCGAGGUCUAUACUUGCGAUUUCACCAUGGAGCUAUUCAUCGCUGCUAACUUGAUUCAAGUAACUCUUCUCAUUGCUCAGCUCGAGCGGUGGAUCAGAUGGAAUUGGCUUUCCGUUUUUAUUCCCACUUAUCUUAUGCUCUCCGUGUGCAGUAUCCUUUGUAUUGCAUGGUUUAUCCUUGGACUAUUCUCUUAUAUCAACAGAUCUUUAUUUUCGCAAACCAAUAAAUGGCUGCCUCUAGUCUAUGCGACCAUCUACAGUAUGAUGGUGUUCCCUGCAUUUGCUUCUUCUCUUCUGCUCGGCCAUCGACUUGAUGGUCUUCUUGCUCCUGAUCAUGCGAGCUAUACAGCUAUCUCUAUCCCUCUUUUGACUAGCGUUUUAGCGUAUUCUUUUAAGUGUACUUUUUCUGGCCCUGGAAAUCCAUGGUGGUUUGGAGUUAAAAAAAACGUAACUCUUCUCCUUUUUGAGAACAGUCAGACGCUUCAACUCUAUGCCAACACUCACAUUAUUUCUCGUGAUCGGGACAAAGCGCCGGCAAAUGCACCUAGCCCGCCUCCUAUUGUUGUUCAUCGUUCUGGUGAGGCCGAAGUCGCAACUCAGGCUUCGCCAUCAGCGUCCUUUACUCGACCAUCCUAUUCUCCUGCCUUGGAGACCGCCCACAAAGAAGUAGCCCAGCAGGAUAUUGAACAGGAGGGAUCUCAAUAUCUGGAUGAUUCUGAUGGCAGAUACCUUGACUAUGAUGGUUUAGAACACUCCGGCGACGCCGGAUUCCUUGUUUCUAGAAAACUCUUACUUUCUGGGGUAAAUCCUUCUAAUUUCCGCCCAUUUAAUCAGCCGAAACCUCAUGUGCAUUCACUUUCCCUCCCCGAUUAG